CGGGGAGACACUGCGGGUGGGAGGGGCCCGAGGGGCGAGUUGGAGCGGCGCGUGCGGGACAGGGCGCCUUUGGUGAACGAUGAGUGCUCGCCGCCGCGGCGCGCCCGGUGACAAAAAGCAGCGCAAAAGUGCUGCGCGGAGACCCUCCUUGGUAUCGGAUAGUGAAGUGGGUCUGCUGGCACCGCCCCCGGAGGAGACUGGAGGCAGUCCUCUUGGACCUUGCGAUGGCGGGGGAGAAGGUGAGGCAGACGUGGUUGCAGUCACCAUCCCAGAGGAAAAAGAGGUGGAUCUGAAACCCUGCAUCCGAAGCCGGGUGGUCCUGAGCGGCCUAAGGGAUGACAUGUGGACAGAAGAGCAUGCUGCAACCCUGGAUCUCUUUCUGAAGGAUGUCAGUAAGCAAUUGCUCGUCGUCUACAUAGAUGAGUUUGCCGGACUGAAGGUUGAGCAGAAUAUGCCACAUCAGGAGCAGAAACAGCUCACCUACUUCAUCCGCCAUGAGAAUGCCGAGAUCACCGCCGAGAAUUUCCAGAAGACAGUGCAAUUUGGCACCGUCCGGAGACCCUACAUUGAUUCCCUUGUGCGAAUUCUCAAUAGCGUCUUCCUCCCCCGCCUCUUCCACAACACCAAUUGGCCCGAGAGCAUCAAGAACGAAUUCUUCUCGGAAAUAUACCACUUCAUGACCUCUCUCACAGAUACCCGUUCGAAAAUGAAGGGCCGCACGGUGCUCUACAUCCCCAUUGAAGCCCUGAGCAUGAAGCCCGAAGUGGUAGUGAAGGACAAAGCACUGGUUCAGAGACUGGAAACUUCCAUGAUCCACUGGACGCGGCAGAUCAAGGAGGUGCUGCGAGCGCAGGAGGCGGUGGAGAGCAGGGAGAGCACGGGGCCAUUGGAGGAGAUUGAGUUCUGGACGAACCGCUGCACCGACCUGUCUGAGAUCAGCAAACAGCUAUGCAGGCAGGGAGUGACGCACAUCGAGUCCAUCCUGGUGCUCUCCAAGUCCUCCUAUGUGGCACCCUUCCAGAGGCUUGCCAGACAGAUACAGGACGGGUCUGAGCAAGCGCAGUCGAACCUCCGCUUCCUUUCCAUCCUGAAAGAGCCGUUCCAGGAGCUGUCCACGCUGCGGCCCAAAGACAUCCCUGACAAGCUGCCCCACCUCAUCAGCCUCGUCCGCAUCAUAUGGGUCAACUCCCCAUACUACAAUACCAGAGAGAGAAUCACAGCCCUCUUCCGAAAGAUGAGCAACAAAAUUAUCCUGAUGUGUUGCCAAGACAUUUCCCUGGACCGGAUUUUUGAGGGUUACGUGGUAUCCAGCAGACAGUCGCUCCAUGACUGUAUCUCAUGUAUGAACGCCUGGAAGGAUUGUUACCUGUACGCAGCUCAGAUGCACAACAGGCUUUCCGGGAAAGGCUGGGUCCUGGACCAGACGAGCAUCUUCGCCCAAGUGGACGCCUUCGUUCAGCGCUGCAAAGACCUCCUGGAGGUUUGCGACUGCCAGCAGCACUUCGCCCGCUGGGAGGACGGGAAGCAGACCCCGCUGCCCUGUUUCUUUGGGCACCGGGGUCCCCAGAUGACCCGGAACCUGCUGGAGAUAGAGGAGACCUUUCAGAAGCACCUGCACACCCUGCGGAACAUGAAGGGGGGGAUCCUGGACGUGAAGAACACGUUCUGGCACGAGGAUUUUAACCGGUUCCGUUCUGGCGUCAAAGACCUGGAGGUGAUGACCCAAAACCUGAUCACCUCGGCCUUCGAGACGGUGCGGGACGUGGAGCAUGGCGUGGAGAUCCAGGACAUCUUCCACCACCUCUCUGCACGAGAGGCCAUCAAGCGCACCUUUGACAAGAAAGCCGUGGACGUCUACAUGCUGUUCAACCGAGAGCUCUCCCUGGUCAACAAGGAGCUGAGCAAGAAGCUACCGUUCCUGCCGCCGCACAUGUGCCAUUAUUCAGGCCUGGCGCACUGGCUGCGGGCUCUGCGCCGGCGCAUCGACAGACCCCUAAAGUGUCUUUCCAAUGCCCACUUCUUGCCCCACAUUGGGACGGGGGAGGAGAGCUUUCAGGCCUACCAGCUGCUUGUCCAGGCCAUGGACGAGAUUGAGAGGAAGACCUUCCAGGAGUGGGCGCAGACCCUGGACAAAGACAGCCUGAAACGCCUGGACACCCCGCUCCUGAUCCCCAGCGCCGAGAAGAGCGGCAUGCUGGACAUUAAUUUUGACAAGGACUUGCUGAAAUUAUUUGUGGAAAUCCAUUACUGGGAGCGGCUGCUCUUCGAGAUCCCCCACUAUGUGGUGGAAGUUUACGACCGGAAGGAGGAUCUGCGCAACCUCCGCGAGAACCUGCUCCUGGUUGCCCGGGACUAUAACAGGAUCAUUGCGAUGCUGUCCCCGGAGGAGAGGGCCUUGUUCAAGGAGCGGAUCCGAUACCUGGACAAGAAGAUCCAGCCCGGCUUGAAGAAACUGCACUGGUCGCUGAAAGGGGCCAGCACGGCCUUCAUCAGUGAGUGUCGACUGCACGCCAGCAAGGUGCAGACCAUUGUGAACGAAUACAAGGCAGCCACCCUGACCAUCGCUCGCAGUGCCCAGCAGAUCAGCGAGGCGCUGCUGGUGCGGAUCACCGGCAAGCGGGUCUACAAUGACUUGGAGUUUGAGGAGGACCAGAAGGAGCACCGGGCCUGGGUGCAGCAGAAGCUGAUGGGUAUCCACGAGGAGGUCAUCAACAUCAUGCGGCAAACCUAUGAAGUCUUCAAACACGAUAGCGCCGAGGUGCAGCAGUACUGGAUGGCCUACACCGUCAAGAUGAACAGAAUGAUGGAAGAGGCCUUCAGGCUCAACGUCAAAUGGUCCCUACUGGAACUCUCCAAGGCCAUCAAUGGAGAUGGUAAGACCACGCCUAAUCCCCUGUUCAGGGUCAAGGUGAUCCUACAGGACAACUACCCGGCACCAUCUGCACAGGUGGAGUUUUCCCCAACUCUGGCCCAGCUCGCGAAUAUGGUCAAUGACAUCAGCAGCCACCUCAUCGCCAGCAUCUCCGUCUUCCGCCACCUGCCAGAGAUCCUGACCAAACGCAAAUUCCACCGCGAUCCCAUCUCGGUCCUCGUGGAGCGUGAUGAGGAUAUCAAGAAAAUCCAGGCACUGAUCAGUGGGGGCAUGCAAGCAAAUGCCACGCACCUCCAGGCGUACCUGAAGACCUGGGAUGUCUACCGGGAGAUCUGGGAGGUCAACAAGGACUCCUUCAUUAACCGCUACCGGCACCUCAACCCACUUGUGUCUUCCUUCGAUGCAGACACUGCUCGGUAAGGGACGACCUGUGUCCAUGGAUGCUCGAAUCCUGCAUGCCCCUCGUGGACCAGAUGGGUCUCUUGUACCUGUACUGAUGAGGGCCAAGAGCCUUCAGAUUCAGGGAAGUCCACCCCCUUGCCCUUUUGAAAUGGACAUAGUUCACAAGCGAAGCCAGGCCUGCCCUGUUCAAUAUUGAAUGUGAGAUGCAAAGGAAAAUCAGAGUCCUGGUGAGCAGCGUGGGUGGGUCG
This is a messenger RNA of Trachemys scripta elegans, 3522 nucleotides long. Its product is annotated as dynein heavy chain 2, axonemal-like. Lineage: Eukaryota; Metazoa; Chordata; Testudines; Emydidae. The record is from RefSeq and is a predicted model, not a curated record. The coding region runs from base 80 to 3292 and encodes 1070 amino acids. The transcript has 20 exons.